CUUCAAGAUUACAUGCCCUCAAAAAAAAACAAAAAAAAACUUGUUUGUGAUAAGAAUAAACCUAUAUAUAUAUGCAAAGAAAUUAAUGACUUUAUGGUAUCUUUAUUCAGAUUUUCAGCUUCAUCUGCGAGAUUGGAUCUAUUCUCACCCCUCCUCCUCAGGCAGGAGGUGUGAAAGGGAAUAUCAUGGUCCGGGUGAGGGAAGAAACUUCAGUGAUUUUCCUGAAUGUUCCACCACCGCCUUUAAAUGGGAAGAGCGGGGGGUGAAGUGGGAACUACAAGAACAACUCUACGGGAAGUCAAAAUGCCAAAGAUUGUGAGACCAGAGAACUGUCAACCAGCCAGAACACUGUGGUACGACCGGAAAAAGUAUGUGACUAUCAACUUUGUGGUUCAAAACCCAAAAGAUGUUCAAGUAGAUAUUCAGGACACAAAAAUUAUUUUAAGCUGUAAAGACGUAGAUGACAACAAUAUCUACAAUGAGAUUGAAUUUUAUGACAGAGUAUUAAAAUUUGAUUCAAGGGAGAAAGUCUUUGACCGAACAAUUAAUGUCUUGAUAAGGAAAGUGAAGGAAAAUGUGGCAUGGCCUCGACUCCAGAAAGAUCUUGCAAAGCCCGCAUGGCUGUUAGUAGACUUUGAUAACUGGAGGGACUGGGAACAUGAAGAGGAAGAGGGCAUGACAGAAUAUGAACAGUAUGUGGAUAUGCUUAAUGAAAUGAAGAACAAAGGAGAGCCUCCUGCCAUGGAUGACCUGGAUGAUCUUAGUGACUGAGCGCCAAAACCCAAGAUGAGCGAUUACAGUUUUCUAAAAUGUUAUUUGUGCAGUAAAAGCCAAUUCACAUUGCCCUGAUAAAUGUGCAAUAGACCGCCACUGACAUUGUGAGCUAGACUUAUAUGUAUGACAUGGAUGUAAUAUGUAACUGUCUUUUUUAACCUUUAGUUUUUCUUUAUUUGGUUUUAUUUCUUUUUUCUUUAUUUUUUUAUCUUUUUUUUUCUUUAUUUUGAUUUUAUUUAUUUCCUUGCAAAAAAAAAUCAUCCUUGCUUAGAUGUGUACUUUCUAUUUGAUUUUAAAAAUGCAACUAAGAAAUUGUUUGUUUUUCAUAUGCUGUAUAUGUAUGUGUUUUCUACAUUAAAGAGUUUGAAAUCUGUGA
Molecule: messenger RNA, 1150 nt
Organism: Onychostoma macrolepis
Lineage: Eukaryota; Metazoa; Chordata; Actinopteri; Cypriniformes; Cyprinidae
Gene: ptges3l
Product: prostaglandin E synthase 3 like
Exons: 9
Coding region: 247-771 (174 amino acids)
Biological process (GO): protein folding; chaperone-mediated protein complex assembly
Cellular component (GO): cytosol; nucleus
Molecular function (GO): protein-folding chaperone binding; Hsp90 protein binding
Source: RefSeq, a predicted model, not a curated record